CGCGACAAUGGAGGACCCGGAGAAGGUCAUUGCAUCCCAACGUACGAAUUUCGAUGUCGAGACCGACAGUGCCGCCAUCACCGUGUUGGGUGAUGAGUCCCAACAAGGACAGGUAGCCGGUCCUAUCAACAAGGAAUGGGCCAUGGCGGCAGAGGUCAAACAGCGGUGGGAGCUGGAGGCUGAGUCCGGCUUUAGAAGACAGGAACUGGGUGUGACAUGGAAGAACCUGACCGUGCAGGCCGUGUCCGCCGAUGCAUCGAUCAAUGAGAACGUCCUGUCGCAGUUCAACAUCCCAAGGCUCAUCGGAGAGUCGAGACACAAACCUCCCAUGCGAAAGAUUCUCCAGGACAGCCACGGCUGCGUCAAGCCUGGCGAGAUGCUCCUGGUUCUCGGACGGCCUGGCUCCGGGUGCACAACCUUGCUGAAGAUGCUGGCGAACCAUCAACAGGGUUACGCAUCUGUCGAGGGGGACAUUCGGUUCGGGUCCAUGACACCUGAAGAGGCUGCCCAGUACCGGGCUCAGAUUGUGAUGAAUACGGAAGAAGAGCUCUACUUCCCGACCCUGACCGUGGGUCAGACGAUGGAUUUUGCAACCCGUCUCAAGCUACCGUUCCGCCUUCCCAACUCCGAGACCCCCGAAGCCUAUCGCCAGGAGUGGAAGCGUUUUCUGCUCGAGUCGAUGGGUAUCUCUCACACCCAUGACACCAAAGUCGGCAACGAAUUUGUGCGUGGUGUUUCGGGAGGCGAGCGAAAACGUGUUUCCAUCAUUGAGUGCUUGGCGACCCGCGCAUCCAUCUUUUGCUGGGAUAACAGUACCCGUGGAUUGGAUGCCAGCACUGCUCUCGAGUGGACCAAGGCCAUUCGCGCGAUGACCGACAUCCUUGGCCUUACUACCAUCGUCACCCUCUACCAACCGGGCAAUGGCAUUUACAGUCUCUUUGAUAAGGUACUGGUUCUGGAUGAGGGGAAGCAGAUCUACUACGGUCCAAUGACAGAGGCACGGCCGUUUAUGGAGCAGUUGGGCUUCGUCUGUCGCGAGGGCUCCAACGUCGCCGAUUUCCUGAGCGGCGUGACCGUCCCGACAGAGCGUCUUGUCCGCCCGGGAUAUGAGAACCGUUUCCCUCGGAACGCGGAAAUGGUGCUCUCCGAAUACGAAAAGUCACCCAUUCGGGCGAGCAUGGCUACCGAAUAUGAUUACCCCGACAGCGAUCUUGCCCAGCAGCGUACAGAGGAAUUGAAGGCGGCCGUGGCCGAGGGGAGAUCCAACAGGCUGCCCAAAGACAGCCCGCUGACGGUCAGCUUCCCGCAGCAGGUCAUGGCCUGUAUCAUUCGACAGUAUGAGAUCAUCUGGGGAGACAAGGCUACGUUUAUGAUCAAGCAAGCUUCCACAAUAAUACAAGCCCUCAUUGCCGGGUCUCUUUUUUACAAUGCCCCUAAUAACUCUGGUGGUCUCUUUAUCAAAGGCGGUGCCCUCUUCUUUUCUUUGCUGUUCAACUCUUUGCUAUCUAUGUCCGAGGUCACGGAUUCCUUCGGUGGCCGGCCAGUGCUCAUCAAGCACAAGGGUUUCGCUUUCUUCCAUCCCUCGGCUUUUUGUAUUGCACAGAUCGCUGCAGACAUCCCAAUCCUCCUAGUCCAGGUUUCACUGUUCUCACUCAUACUGUACUUCAUGGCCGGCCUUACCAUGGACGCGGCUAAGUUCUUCACCUACUGGAUCUUGGUCUUUGCUGUAACCAUGUGCAUGACAGCGUUUUUCCGUGCGGUCGGUGCUCUUUUUACCACAUUUGACGGAGCCUCGAAGGUUUCCGGUUUCUGCAUCAGUGCGUUAAUCAUGUACACCGGCUACAUGAUUCAGAAACCUCACAUGCACCCGUGGUUCGUAUGGAUAUACUGGAUUGAUCCGUUGGCCUAUGGUUUCGAGGCUCUACUUUCGAAUGAACUUCACGGGCUGGAUUUCCCAUGUGUUGGUACCAACCUCGUUCCCAAUGGCCCCAACUACGGGAAUCCCCAUUAUCAGGCAUGUACCGGCGUUCCUGGUGCGACUCGCGGUGCCACUUACGUGAGAGGGGACCAGUACCUGAAAUCACUGUCUUACAGCCAUGCCCACGUAUGGCGAAAUUUCGGCAUUGUUUGGGCCUGGUGGGGGCUCUUUGUGGCCGCUACAAUCAUUGCCACUUGCCGAUGGAAGUCCCCGAGCGAGAGUGGUGCUUCGUUGCUCAUACCACGCGAGAGAUUAAAGAAGCACACGGUGCAAGAACGUACAGCAGAUGAGGAAGCGCAAGCUACGGAGAAAGGUCGCGCGACUCCCGAGAAGACUGGCGCGCAGGUUUCGGAUGAGAUUGAAGGGCAACUGGUUCAAAAUACGUCGGUUUUCACUUGGAAGGACCUCUGCUACACGGUCAAAACACCGUCCGGCGAUAGACUCCUUCUCGAUAAUGUACAGGGAUGGGUGAAGCCUGGAAUGCUUGGAGCGUUAAUGGGUUCGUCGGGCGCCGGCAAGACUACCUUGCUAGAUGUCCUCGCUCAGCGAAAGACCGAAGGUACUAUCCGCGGGUCGAUUAUGGUGGAUGGACGUCCGCUGUCUGUGUCAUUCCAAAGAUCUGCGGGGUAUUGUGAGCAGCUGGAUGUGCAUGAACCCUUUGCUACUGUUCGCGAAGCCUUGGAAUUCUCUGCCGUUCUUCGCCAACCACGUGAAGUCCCGCGCGAGGAGAAGUUGAAGUAUGUCGAGACAAUCAUCAACCUUCUAGAGCUUCAUGAUAUUGCCGACACGUUGAUCGGCAAGGUCGGUAAUGGACUGAACGUGGAACAACGGAAGCGCGUCACCAUUGGCGUGGAGCUGGUUGCAAAGCCGAGCAUUCUGAUCUUUUUGGACGAGCCCACCUCGGGUCUCGAUGGGCAGUCUGCCUUUAACACGGUUCGGUUCCUGCGCAAACUCGCGGACGUUGGACAGGCAGUUUUAGUGACAAUCCAUCAGCCUUCUGCCCAGCUGUUUGCCCAGUUCGAUACAUUGUUAUUGCUCUCAUAUGGUGGGAAGACGGUCUAUUUCGGUGAUAUCGGAGACAACGGACAGACGGUGAAGGAUUAUUUUGCGCGUUAUGGUGCUCCUUGCCACCCCGACGUAAACCCAGCGGAGCAUAUGAUUGAUGUUGUCUCUGGGAGUCUUUCCCAGGGUCGGGACUGGAACAAAGUCUGGCUUGAAUCUCCUGAAUACGAACGUACCGUGAAGGAACUCGACCGAAUCAUCGAGGAAGCCGCAUCCAAGCCGCCCGCUACUCAUGACGAUGGACGUGAGUUCGCCAUGCCUCUCUGGGAACAAAUCAAGAUUGUGUCGCAUCGCAUGAAUGUUGCCCUCUUCCGAAACACCGACUACGUGAACAACAAGUUCGCCCUGCAUAUUGGUUCUGCCCUUUUCAACGGUUUCUCGUUCUGGAUGAUCGGUGAGCAUGUCAGCGAUUUACAGUUACGUCUCUUCACCAUCUUCAACUUCAUCUUCGUGGCCCCUGGUGUCAUCAAUCAGCUUCAGCCGCUCUUCAUCGAGCGCCGGGACAUCUAUGAUACGCGGGAGAAGAAGUCUCGAAUGUAUUCCUGGAUAGCGUUCGUCACGGCGCUGGUAGUGUCCGAGAUCCCCUAUCUUUGUAUCUGUGGGGUUCUCUACUUUGUGUGCUGGUACUACACGGUUGGCUUCUCGAGCGAUUCCAACAAGGCUGGUGGUACCUUCUUUGUGAUGCUUAUGUACGAAUUUGUCUACACUGGUAUUGGCCAGUUCAUCGCCGCAUACGCGCCCAACGCUGUAUUCGCCUCCCUUACGAAUCCUGUCAUAAUCGGCACUCUUGUCUCGUUCUGCGGUGUCCUCGUGCCGUACGCGCAGAUCCAAGUCUUCUGGAGGUACUGGAUAUAUUGGCUCAACCCGUUCAAUUAUCUCAUGGGGUCCAUGCUGGUGUUUGACGUGUUUGGUGUCAAGGUCAAGUGCAAGGAGGAAGAGCUAGCAGUCUUUCCCCCUCCCAAUGGUAGCACAUGUGGAGAGUACCUGAGCGAGUUUAUGGCGGGACCGGGCUCCAGAAUGCAUCUUCUCAGCCCCGAUGCCACCGAUUAUUGCCAUGUCUGUGAAUACCGCAGCGGAAGCGACUAUCUGUAUGCGAUCAAUCUCAAGGAUUAUUACUACGGCUGGCGUGACGCUGCGAUCGUUGUUAUCUUUGCGAUUAGCUCGUAUGCGCUUGUGUACGUGUUGAUGAAGCUACGGACUAAGGCUUCCAAGAAGGCGGAGUGACAGCUUCAUCGGGAUUCUUCCUUUACACUGUCUUUUCUCUUUUGAUUUUUUUUUCUUGGUUUUUCUUCAUUCACCCUGUCUUGAUCAGUGUAUCUACACAGCGUUAAAGCUGACCAUCAAAAGCUGGACGUCGAGAUUGUAUUUCGGGGGAUUUGUCAUUUUAUAUUCUACGGGAUUAUAAUAGAAUAGGUUUAAUAGAAAUAGAAUUGAUUAGUCUGAAGCGGUUCCUUAAUGUCCCCGUAUAGAUCCCGCAGAUAGCGAAUAUAAGCUCUUCUCCGACGUGGUAUUUUGGCCGUUGGCGAUGGAGGCCGUUGGGGUGUUUAUUAUUUAUUACUUGUUUUGUUGUUUCAUUAAGUGCGCCUUGCAGUAAACAAUUAUCAUAGUACACAAUCCCUUCAAAAAUAAUAAUAAUAAUAAUACUCAAUGCAACGUCUCAAUAACCCUCCGACAAAUAUCCCGAUGCGCCCUUUCCAUCUGCCUCUUCACAAAUGGCAUCAGGAACCAGUUACAUUCAACCGAGACAUUCUCCACCAGCACCCACUCGGAAGAAUCCGACGACGCAUUAGCAUAGUGAUCCCCCGUAGUCUCACUGUCGUUAUUAUUAGCGUUGUUAUUAGAAGAAGCACCCGACGAUCCUAGUCCAACUCCCAGGUCCUGGUCCUGACUCUGACGGGUCUGCACGGUAUACUCCGCCCUAACCACAACGCCGGCCGGAGCAUCUGCGCGCGUCCGCACUCCAGACUGCGUAUCCUGGAACCAGACAAGGAAGCUGAGGGAUAUCUUGGCCCAGUCUCCUGCGCCGGGGAUGAUGGGGAUUGCUUCUGUGGCGAGGUAUUGUUUUAGGUUGUUUGAAGAAGUGGUGGGGUCGAUGCUGUAGACUGGCUGGAAGUACGCGUCUGCUUGGGUUAUCUCUGCCGCUGCCAGUUGGGAGAGGGGGAUGUCUUUGUAGUCUGUUGUCAGCGCUUGGAGGGAGAGGAUGGCGGUAUGGUUGUGUAGAGCGGAGAUGACCCUGGCCGGUGGGAGAGUCGGCGGGAUGGGGGUGGUGAUUGUCAGCGAGUGCGAUGCACGAGACAUGAAGUCGCUAGGAGUGCGAUGGUAGCAGGAUCUUGAUCAAUCUCUGUGUGAAGAACGCUGCGUGUUUU
Monascus purpureus is the source of this 5406-nucleotide messenger RNA. NCBI's taxonomy places the organism in Eukaryota, Fungi, Ascomycota, Eurotiomycetes, Eurotiales, Aspergillaceae. The record is from the annotation of a GenBank genome assembly.